Messenger RNA from Elgaria multicarinata webbii, 3550 nucleotides. RefSeq names its product synapse differentiation-inducing gene protein 1-like. The record is from RefSeq and is a predicted model, not a curated record. Gene Ontology annotation, cellular component: membrane. Lineage: Eukaryota; Metazoa; Chordata; Lepidosauria; Squamata; Anguidae. The transcript has 2 exons. The coding region runs from base 357 to 851 and encodes 164 amino acids.
CCCGGUAGGAUCUGCCUCUCUGCAUUAUUCAUUGGCUGAAUCCUCCCUCUAGCCGCUCAUUCUUCUGAACUGUGAGGCACAGUGAAGGCACGGUGAAGCUCUGUCAGGGAGCCAGAGCAAUAUAUAAGAGUGCCCUUAAACAGAGAAGUGGAGCGGAGCGGCCUGCAUUGUAAAGCAAGCAUCCAACCAAAAGAAGACUCAUCCACAGGAGGAGGAGGAGGGCACCCAAGGAGAAGAAAGGCAAAGUCUGGAGGGAGAGGGUCGAAGGACUUCGAAGAGAAGAGUGAGAAAGAGGAAGAGCAGGAGCUGUAGCAGCUAAAAAGGGGGAAGCAGGAGGGAGAGGAGGCACCUGCACAAUGAGCAGCCCAAACUACGAGAAGGUCGAAGACAAGAUGCCUGACCCUCAGAACCCACCCCCCUACUCUGAAAAAGAGUCCUACAGAGGUCCAGAUCCUUCUGCUGGACCACUACCACCCAUGGGCUAUGGGGCACCUUCGCCUAUGCCAAACCAGUACCAGCCUUAUUAUGGAGCACCUGGGGCAGAUUCCAGCCAAGGUCCAGUCCUUCAGCCUCCGCAGGCCGUCUUCAUCACACCUGUCCAGCCUACCAACGAACCUGAUUACCUGGUCUACUCCAUCUUCACCAUGCUUUGCUGUUGCUUACCUCUGGGGAUCGCUGCCUUGGUUUACUCUAUAAUGACCCGAGAAGCCAACCACAUGGGCAAUCUCACAGCUGCACAGCGAAACUCCCGCCUGGCACGCGUCUUGGCCCACUCGGCGGUCGGGGUGGGGCUCGGCUGCCUGAUUCUGUACAUAGCCUUGAUGGUGAUUUUAACUACCACAACAACUUAAGAGGCAGCCUCUCGGCCACCAUACAGCCCCUGAGGAUGCACUAUGCAACGCUUAUGUCCUACAAGAUUCACAAUGGCCUGUCCACAUUUCAUGACGGGUGUUCUGUGCGAUUCAACCUCUAUGAGAUAUCGCAAGGGAAUGGGGAUGCAGGCAAAUUGAUCUGCUCCAAGGGUGGAGUAGGAAACAUUGGCCCAUUUGAUGACUGGACAAUGUCCCUAUUAUCAGCUAGACUGGCAUAAUUGCACUAGUCUUGCCAAUGGUAAAAUACCAUGAUCCCUCCCUCUAAAACCAUGAGCAGGGUUUAGAUCUCCUCCUUCCUGGUACAUUCCCCCUCUCUGCCCAUUCUACUGUCCAGAUGCACUUUGUAUUCUAAAUUCUGGCAUUCUCCUCUUCCUUUGGUUCUUCUGAUUCGUUCCCUUUUCCCUCUUACCUAAGCAUCCUGACUUCCCUUCAGGAUAUUCCCCAACAUUUCAUAGAUGAAAACAGAGGCAUGUUCAUACCAAGCCCUGCCCUCUGCUCCAUGGUAUAUUAGCCUAUACUUCAUCUGCGGCCUUCCUUUAGACUACAACAGCCUUUCCUGUAUGUUUUCAGUGCCGAGAAGGUGGCUGUGCUUUCAGUGAGAUGGCACACUAGAAAAACAUGAGCCAUGCCCCUAUUGUGUAAAAUAGCAGGCUGCGCACUGCAUGGCAGGGGGGCCUUAAUGUUCAUUCAUGUGUAGGGUUCUCACUAGUAUGCAACAGAUACAACAGCCUUGGCCAAUACACUGCCCUCCAGAUGUGUUGGACUACAACUCUCAUUAUCCCUAGUCAGCAUGCUGGCUGGAAGUGAUGGGAGUUCUCAUCCAGCACAUCUGGAGGGGGCAGCUUGGGGAAGGCAGAGAUGCUUGAGGAAUAUAUACCCCCCACUCCCUGUAUUUAAAGAGUUUUCUUUUAGAGGCUGAAGGGAAGGCAUUGAAGAAUAUUGCUGAUGAACUCAUGCUGAUGAAGUAGUAACUUGGGCUGUGCACAGAACCUGCAACCUAUUUCAGAGGCUGAAUUGGCCCUGACCCACCUCAGCCCAAUUUGUACCCAGUCCAAUUCGCUUCAGACUCCAGAUCCAAAGUAGGAUUCAGACAUCUGAAUCGCAUACACACACAUGCCUGCCUGCCUGCCUGCUUGCCCAGCCACACAAGCUCCUGGUCCUUACCUGGAGUCCUGGACCUGUCAGAGGAGUGCCCCCAGCCGUCGCCGUCUUUGAGGGAGUCACCAUUUUCUUUUAAAAUGGCGACUCCUCUUCUUCCAAAAUUCAAUGUCGCAUAAAUGGAGGUCGUAAGGCCAUUGCAGCAGCCGAGCCUGACCUGCUCUGGAUCCAGCCCAAUUUGGUCUAAUUCGGCCCACUUCAGCUCAGAAUUCGGAGCCAAAGCAGUGCACAACCCUAGUAUUAACAGGGCAUUUUCAAAAGGCAAAACUUGGAUCACUACCAUUUUAUUCAUUCUCAUUUCAUGUAUUACAUUUCUCUGCUGGACCUGACUCUGGUUACUAGGGAGAGCUGAAUCAGCGCUGCCUCCUCAGACACCUGCCUUCCCCUUCCCAAAGCUCUUCUUCCUGCACUGCUCUUCUGGUGGAUCACAGCACUUCAGCUAAUGGCCUGACCCAUCCCUUUGUGAUCAUUGCAGGAGCUCAGCCAAUCACUAUCACUCGUUCCAUCACUGCCACCAAGUUCUUUAAUGCAUUUCAGUACAGAUAACUAUGAAAUAUAGAAAUUCAUAUUUUUGCCUUUGUAUUUCUUGUGUUUGAUUUAAGGUUUCUUUUUAAUUGCUUUUUAGAGAUAAAAUAUGAUUCCUAUUCUGAAUCUAAACUGAUAAUUAAGCAGCUGUGAGGGCUGCAGAAUCAAUGGCUGAUUUAUUCUCAAUGUAAAAUAGGGCUUUAGCUGUCUUCUGUAAAUGCUUAGUGGCAUUGUUGUGAAGCAGGGGUGGACAGACUUUAGACUUGUGGGAUCCACUUUGGGUGUUGUUGUUUUUUACCAGUACUUCAAUAUCUUCCAACUAGGACAAGAAACUAAAUUGUGACUCACAGGUGACUCACAGGUACAGACUUAUCCUGAUAAUUAAAUACAAAAAUUGAGCUCACAGUCCAAUCCUUCAAAAAUCCAUUUCUGUUUUUCCCAUCAGACUUCUCCAUUUCUGUAGCCUAACUCACACUGCAAACCUUCAGGAAGUAAACCCCAUUGAAUGUAGUGGGACUUGCCUCUGAGUAAACAUGCCCAGGAUUGAACUGUUGCGGGAUGGAGGAGGCCUUUUCCUUGUUGCGAUUGUUUAACUUUGCCUACCUAUGGCAAAUCUCCCAGAGAUCUAUCUGGAAGCCCCUAUCGUCUGUCCAGCCCAGCGGUAAAUGAAUUGAAUGUUUCAGUUUCAGCGUCAUUUAGUAAUUUGGAUUGCUGACCUUUGUAAAACGGGGGAACAAAUGCUAAGCUUGCAAUUCAGCAAAAGACAUGCAAUGUACAGAUUAAAUAUAAUAUGGACAGUGCCCAAUGAACAAGUUAAUUGUAGAAUAUCAGAUAAUAACCGUGACUUAUGAUGGUCCCCAUAGCACCUAACCCCAUGUCGUGCAUUUAAUGAAUUGUGUAUAGAUCACUUGACAUGGAGAAUGAAGAUGGUUUCCUAAUGUAAUUUAGGCAAGAGAAGCCAUCAGCUUCAUUAAAGAUAUUUGAGAUCCUCAAAA